Salvia splendens (bonfire salvia) is the source of this 1508-nucleotide messenger RNA. Its product is annotated as protein ALP1-like. Bases 227 to 1372 code for a protein of 381 amino acids. Lineage: Eukaryota; Viridiplantae; Streptophyta; Magnoliopsida; Lamiales; Lamiaceae. The record is from RefSeq and is a predicted model, not a curated record. The transcript has 4 exons.
AAUCUGGAAGCAGAGGAAAGUAUUAGGCAAAUAUAAAAGGCAUUUCUUACAUAAAUAAGAGUCGAAGAAAAAGCAAUCCAAGGAAAGAAGGAAGACCCAAACCAACAUCCUGAGCCUCUGCAGAUGCCAAAUGUGUUUAAUUUGCUACUAAAACAGAAGAAAAUUCAUAGUGGAAGUAGUUGAUCUCUUCAAAUAAAAUGAUGGGGCUUUGAUUCAAUUGGCUCCGAUGGGGCCGGUGAGAGGAAAUAAAAAGAAAAGGAAAUUUGAGAAGAAAGCUGACGAAAACUCUUUCAUCUCAGGGUCAAAAACAAUUGCUGGUAGUCCGUCGUCUUCACAGAUAUUAGACAACUUCAGAUCUACUUUCAAGGUGUCGAGAAAAACUUUCGACUAUAUAUGUUCCCUAGUGAAAGAGAAUAUGAUGGCUAAGACACAUUUUGCAUUCACUAAUGGUAAGCCAAUGAUGUUAAGUGAUCAGGUAGCCUUAGCACUAGUAAGGCUUGGGUCUGGCAACUCGUUGGCUUCAAUUGGUGAAUCAUUCGGGGCGCACCACUCGACUGUCUCGCAAGUGACGUGGCGCUUUGUGGAGGCCAUCGAAGAAAAGGGUCUUUGCCACCUCCAGUGGCCUUCAACAGAAUCAGAAAUGACACGGAUAAAACACAAGUUUGAGAUAAUCCGAGGCCUUCCGAACUGCUGUGGCGCAAUCGACACUACUCAUAUAACCAUGCUGUUGACCUCGUCUGAUCAGGAAGCCGACACCUGGCUUGAUCACAAGCUGAACCACAGCAUGAUCCUGCAAGCAAUUGUUGACCCUGAUCUGAGGUUCCGUAACAUAGUCACUGGGUGCCCAGGGAAGAUGACCGACUCCUCUGUGCUCCAGAGCUCGAGCUUCUUUAAACAAUGCCAGAAAGGGGAGAAGCUGAACGGGAAGACGACCCAUUUGUCAGAAGAAACAGAGUUAACGGAAUACAUAGUUGGCGAUUUCGGGUUCCCAUUGCUACCGUGGCUUGUGACUCCAUAUCAAGGGAAGGAAGUCUCAAAUCAAGGAAAAGAACUCUCAAAAGUUGAAGCAAAUUUUAAUAAGAGGCUACUCGCGACCCAAACUGUCGCUGAAAGGGCGUUGGCAAAGUUGAAAGGGGUGUGGAAGAUGAUUCACGGUGAAAUGUGGAGACCAGACCGUCAGAAGCUGCCUCGAUUCAUCCUAGUAUGCUGCAUUCUCCACAACAUCGUUAUAGACAUGGAACAAGACAUCAACAAUGAUUUUCCGUCGUCGCUUGCCCAUGAUGAAGGAUACAGGCAGGAGAUCUGUGAAUCUGUCGACAAAGCAGGAUCAAUUUUGAGGGACAGAUUGUCCAUGUAUUUUUCAGGUAGAUAGCUAUAUAGCAUUACUGAAGCAAAAUCUUGCACAAUUUAGAUAUUAAUAUAUUUUUUUAUAAAACUGUUGAAUACUGGGUAGACCAGCCAGUCUACAAGAUAAGUAUUUUUAAAUAACUACAAAAUUUUAAAAUCAA